UUGCUCCCAAACUCGCUGCGCUCUCCGACCGCCGCAACUUUUGCAGAGCGACUCGCCGCCGCUCGCAGCUCCCCAGUCGCCCGCCCGCUCGCCCCGCGGACAUGUCGCCCAGCAGCUGAAGUGGAGACCUGCAUGUCACCGUGGCUCAUCGGCCGAGCCUGCAGGAGAAACGCGGUGGUGGGGACUCGAGCCGCGCGGCUGCUGCCUCUCCUCCUCCUCCUCCUCCUCCUCCUCUGUCCCUCUCUCCUCCGCGUCGCGACCCGCACGUCCGCGCCGCCGCUGCCGCCGCCGCCGCCGCUGGUGGUGGAGGAGGAAGAAGAAGAAGAAGAAGAAGGAGAAGGAGAAGGAGAAGAAGAGGAGGACACCCCGCUGUUGGAUGAUAUGAAUUAUGAGCAUCUUCUUCCUCACUCAUGAACCGGGCCGGUAGCGCAGGAGACCGCGGCGACUCUCUCUCAUCACUGUUCCAAGAUGGCAGAUUUUUAUUGAGUUUUGAACACACAGCUCGCGUUCUCCUCUGCCAUGUAUAACAGAAACCCUUGCACCGAUGGCCCCUGUAUACGAAGGUAUGGCCUCGCAAGUGCAAGUGUUCUCCCCACACACGCUCCAGUCAAGUGCCUUCUUUAGCGUGAAGAAACUGAAGGUGGAGCAGAGCUGCAACUGGGAUAUGACAGGGUACGGCACGCACAGCAAAGUCUACAGCCACAACAGCAGCAAGAACGUGUCGGCCGCCAGUGGUGCCCUCGGCAUCAACAGCUCCCUGCAGGUCGCCAGCUCCACCCUCUACGAGCAGGCGCUCAUCUUCCCAGCCAGCGCGGGCCACAUCGUGGUCACCUCAGCCAGCAGCACCUCAGGGGCCCUCGGGUCUCUGCUGGGCAGCGGGGGUGGAGGCAGCAGCAGCAACAGCAGUGGUGGUGGAGGCGGCGGCGGCGGCAGUGGCGGCGCGGUUGGUGUUCACAACCUGACACGCCGCAGUACGGUCAGUCUCCUAGAUACCUACCAGCGAUGCGGGCUUAAACGCAAGAGUGAGGAGCUUGAUAACAACAGCAGUGUGCAGAUCAUUGAGGAGCACGGUCCGCCAAUGAUCCAGAACGGAGCGGCCAGCGGGGCCACGGUGGCCACGGUGGCCACCGCCACCUCCACAGCCACGUCCAAAAACAGUGGCUCCAACAGCGAGGGGGACUACCAGCUGGUGCAACACGAGGUGCUGUGCUCCAUGACCAACACCUACGAGGUCCUGGAAUUCUUGGGGCGGGGAACCUUUGGGCAGGUGGUCAAGUGCUGGAAGAGGGGCACCAACGAGAUCGUGGCCAUCAAGAUCCUGAAGAACCACCCGUCGUACGCGCGGCAGGGUCAGAUCGAGGUCAGCAUCCUGGCGCGCCUGAGCACGGAGAGCGCGGACGACUACAACUUUGUGAGGGCCUACGAGUGCUUCCAGCACAAGAACCACACGUGCCUGGUGUUUGAGAUGCUGGAGCAGAACCUGUACGACUUCCUCAAGCAGAACAAGUUCAGCCCGCUGCCGCUCAAAUACAUCAGGCCCGUGCUCCAGCAGGUGGCCACGGCGCUGAUGAAGCUGAAGAGCCUGGGGCUGAUCCACGCCGACCUGAAGCCGGAGAACAUCAUGCUCGUGGACCCGUCUCGACAGCCCUACAGGGUCAAAGUCAUUGACUUUGGCUCGGCCAGCCAUGUGUCCAAAGCGGUGUGCUCUACUUAUCUGCAGUCCAGAUACUACAGGGCUCCGGAGAUCAUCCUGGGCCUGCCGUUCUGUGAGGCCAUCGACAUGUGGUCCCUGGGCUGCGUGAUAGCCGAGCUCUUCCUCGGAUGGCCCCUCUACCCUGGAGCCUCGGAGUAUGAUCAGAUCCGGUACAUCUCACAGACACAGGGUCUGCCCGCGGAGUAUCUGCUGAGCGCAGGCACGAAGACCACCAGGUUCUUCAACAGGGACCCGGAUUCCACCUAUCCCCUCUGGAGACUGAAGACUCAGGAGGACCACGAGGGCGAAACAGGGAUCAAGUCCAAGGAGGCCCGCAAGUACAUCUUCAACUGUUUGGAUGACAUGGCGCAGGUGAACAUGACGUCGGAUCUGGAGGGCAGCGACAUGCUGGCGGAGAAGGCCGACCGGAGGGAGUUCAUCGAUUUGUUGACCAAGAUGCUGACCAUCGACGCGGACAAGAGGAUCACCCCCAUCGAGACGCUCAACCACCCCUUUGUGACCAUGUCCCAUCUCCUCGAUUUCCCCCACAGCACACAUGUGAAGUCAUGCUUCCAAAACAUGGAGAUCUGCAAGCGCCGUGUCAACAUGUACGACGCGGUCAACCAGAGCAAGACGCCCUUUAUCACCCACGUGGCCCCCAGCACCUCCACUAACCUCACCAUGACCUUCAACAACCAGCUGAACACUGUGCACAGCCAGGCCACCAACCUGGCUCCCUCCUCCACCAACAAUGCCACCCUUUCCUUUGCAAGUCCCGAUGUCUCCAUACUAAACUACCAAUCUGCACUCUACCAGCCCUCAGCUGCCUCCAUGGCAGCCGUGGCCCAGAGGAGCAUGCCCAUGCAGCCGGGAGCGCCUCAGCUCUGUGCCGCCCGGCCCGACCCCUUCCAGCAGGCGCUCAUCGUCUGCCCGCCUGGCUUCCAAGGGCUGCAGGCGUCCCCUUCCAAGCACACCGGUUACUCUGUGCGGAUGGAGAACGCCGUUCCCAUAGUGACGCAGGCCCCUGGUGCCCAGCCCCUGCAGAUCCAACCUGGUCUGCUCACACAGCAGGCCUGGCCCAGCGGCACCCAGCAGAUCCUGCUGCCUCCAGCCUGGCAGCAGCUCACCCACACCUCGGUCCAGCAUGCCACUGUCAUCCCGGACUCCAUGAGCAGCACACAGCCUCUCGCCAACUGGAGGAAUUCCCACCCUCAUGGAAGCCAUUAUAAUCCCAUCAUGCAGCAGCCAGCCUUGCUGGCCGGCCACGUCACGCUCCCAUCCAACCCGACGCUUAAUGUGGGAGUGGCACAUGUCAUGAGGCAGCACUCGACCAAUAACAACUCCUCUUCCAAAAAGAGCAAACAGCACCAGAUGUCUGCCAGGAACAUGUCGGCCUACGAGGUGUCAUCCUCCCAGGCCGUGCUGUCCCCGCAGCGCUCCAAGAGGGUGAAGGAGAACACGCCCCCGCGUUGCGCCGUGCUACAGAACGGCUCGGCCCCCAACUGUCCGCCCCCACUGCUGUGUGGCGGCAGCGGCGGCGGCGGGUGGGGGGCCGGCGAAGCAGAGCAGGCCUCCAGCACCACCCGCGACCAUCAGCACCAGCACCACGUCCCCAGACAGACCAUCAUCAUCCCCGACACGCCCAGCCCCGCAGUCAGCAUCAUCACCAUCAGCAGCGACACAGAUGAGGAGGAUGACCACAAACAAAAGAAAAGCUCAUCCUCCAAGCAGAGGAAGAAUGUCAUCAGCUGCGUGACGGUGCACGAUUCGCCGGACUCGGACUGCUCCAGCAACAACAGCCCCUACACGGUGGAGUCCCGGCGCCCCAACAACAACAGCUACGACACAAAGACCACCAUACUGGACAACUACAACAACGGGAACCCCCGCACCAUCAUCAUCCCCCCUCUCAAAACGCAGAACAGCGAGAUCCCGAUUGACUGUGAGCGCCUGAUGCCAGGUCUGUAUCCCUUCUCCUGUGCAGAUGCAAUGAACCAUCAAAAUUCAGCUUACAAGUUCAAAUCCUCCAACGGAGUGGUGUCUGGAAACAAUCACAUACCGGGCGGCGUCACUGGAGGCGUGUCGUACCGACAGCAGCGCUCAGGGCCACACCACCUCCAGCAGCAGCCUCUCAAUCUCAGCCAGGCCCAGCAGCACAUGGUAGCAGAGCGAAACGGAGCUCAUCGGCGCCAGCAGGCCUACAUCACGCCCACCAUCGCCACCCAGGCCCCGUACUCCUUCCAUCACAGCAGCCCCUCCCAUCACGCGGGCAACGUCCACCCGCACCUGGCCGCCACGCACCUGCCCAGCCAGCCGCACCUCUACACCUACACGGCCCCGGCUGCCCUGGGCUCCUCGGGCACGGUGGCCCACCUGGUGGCGUCGCAGGGCACGGCCCGCCACGCGGUCCAGCACGGGAGCUACCCGCCGGGCAUCGUCCACCAGGUCCCGGUCAGCAUGGGCCACCGCGUGUUGCCCUCGCCCACCCUCCACCACAGCCACCAGUACCAGGCCCAGUUUGCCCACCAGGCCUACAUCAGCGCCUCGCCCGCCUCCACUGUCUACACUGGAUACCCGCUGAGCCCCACCAAGGUCAACCAAUACCCUUACCUCUAAGAGAAGACACUGACUGUCACUGGAGAGCCUGACCCAGCACUGCUGCUUCCCCCCCCCCCGGACCCAACCCGCCCCUGAACCCGUGUCCACGUCCCAAACAUCCUCUCCUCAACCUCAAGACAUAAACAGAGACGGAGGAACAUGCAAUCCUCAUGAAACUUCACAUGAAACUUGAAGAUAUGUCGACAGAGAGAAAAAGAAAGGAACAAAGAUUCACAGCGUCUCUGGAAAGGAACGACGGGGGUUGCAUUUUUAGAGGGGGGGGCUACAGUUGGAGAUGUUUUCUUUGCGUCUUGUUUUUCUUCUUCUCCUUCCUGAAAGGGCCAGUCUUUUUGCUUUUUAUUUAGUCUGUUCUUCGCUUUAUUUCACGAGGAAGGAUAAUGUCUCCUUAGUUUCCCGGGGAGGCUCUGAACGAGGCCUUUUGGGACAAGUGGAGAUUUUCGUUUUUCUUUUGUUUUCCCCUCUUACAUUAGGGAAGUGACUGUUGAACAGGGGUUACUGACUGGAAGUCUGGAAAUCCCAAGAGACCUGGGAGAAGGUGAAAUACGGAAACCUGCUGCUCUUCAAAGAAAAAAAAAAAAAAAAUAUUGAUGGCCUUGAACUGUCUUAAUAUUUCCAAAUCAUUCAUGGCGUGGGGAGAAACGAAAGGCAUCCCCCCCCCCACCCCCCACUCCACCUUCUCCAGUCAAGGAGGCUUCUGGAAAUAUAACCAACAGAAGACAGACAAACUUUUUAGUGUAUUUAUAGAUAUUUUAUUUUAUUCUCCUUUUUGUUUCACCGUUUCGAUGAUUCUUCAGUUUUAGCUGCGUGUCUUAGCUGGGCCCCGUUCUUAGAAUGUAGCAGUCAGCACCAGUUGGUUUGUUUGGGUUUUUGUUUUUGUUUUUUCCCCCCUGAUACCAAUAGAUUUAUAUUUGUUCCUCUCUUUUUUCAAUGUGAUUGCACAAAGUGGUUAUAAUAACAUAGGCAUGUACAACGUGAUUGUCUGUGUGUGCUACUGUCAGCCAUGCGUGUGCGGUCCGAUUCCUCAGAACCCCUCCUCAGUCUUUAGUCCCUUUGAUCGUUGUUCCCUCGUAGUGCCUUACAGAUAAAACAACACAGUUUACUUGGCUUGGAUCCUGAAAAGCCACAAGAGACUUUAGCUAUACUUAGAGAGACGCGCUUUCCCUGGUCGGACAUCCUCCGCCUCCUCCUCGUCACCCUCGUCGUCGUCGGGGGGGGGGGGCAGUUGUAGCUCUUCUCUUCCAGGUGUAGGCUCAGAGCGCCCCCUUGCUGUUUUCUCUCGCCGUCAGAAGACGGCCAACCGCGGGAUGACGGAGAUCAAGGUCAAGAGUUGGUAUCACGCUGAGCCAUUUCACGAUGUGUGCAUGAUGGGAUAACUUGCCUGGGACACUUACCAAAGUCGUAGAUAGAAAAAUUCUUGUGACGUCCACUCUGGAUAUUGUAGUGUAAAUAUGACAAAUGUACAGUACGGCUGUAGCUGUAAAAAGCCGACACCUGGCUUUUAGUUUGGCACAUACUUGUUAGUUUGUUGUUGUCGUUUUCAUCACACAAGGGAAUGCAUGCAUGGCGACGAUACAGAGCAGAGACGUGAGCUCGGAUUUCCAUGUACAGUACGGGGAAUGAGCUGCAGUACAAUGUUCGCGGCGCGUUAGAGGCGGUAAUCUCGUUUUGUGGUUUUUUAAGGUUAAAAGCUAGUCCGUAAGAAGGGCCUGACAGAAAGUGAUUGUUGCCAUGAGGUGGGGGGAGGUGGGGGGGGGGAGUCUGUUGAGGCCAGAGAUGGAGCCUGGCUGCGGCAAAGAGUGUAUCGGGACGGAGCUCAUUUGAGAGGGAUACUGUGUGAGGCACGAGCGAAGGGGCCGGUGGAAAGCAUAGGGGUCAAUUUAGGUAGGGAGGUGCGGAGGAGGGCGGGGUGGAACUCUCUCUAUCUUAAAUGGGACAUAAAAUGGUAGCAAGUUGGCACUGAGCAGGUUGACAGUAACACUGAGCCCGGGGCGGCGGGCAGGAGCCGCGGCGGCCACUUACCGCGCCUGAAUGCGCGCCCGCAAUUCGAAAUUGGUUUAUUUUUUGGGGCUGUCGCCGUUCUGUUUUUCUCCAAGCAAAGAUAAUCGCAAGUCAUUUGUGGCGUUUUGGGGUUCGGUGUCGCCGAGUUUGCAGAGGGCUGCCGCUGUGCGACGACAGAAGCAGGAGGGAGGGAAGAAGGCCGCGAGCAGCAUACACCUGGAAGGGAACCGCGUGGACGGUUUGUUGCCACUGUCCAUCUGUCUUCGGAAAAAAAACACACACACACAAACCCCCCACAGAUACACCACAGACGAUGCCACGCCAGUCGGAAGGGAGACCCCCCCCCCCCCGGAACACGUCAGAGAACCAAUAGGGAUGUCGCUUUGUGUGUCUGCUGCUUGAUUUCAACAUGUAUUCUCGUAGCCGAGGAUAGAAAUGAUCUCCUAAUGUUCAUCUGUCCUCUGGAACGUGGGCACGUGAGAACUCUUAGCGAAGGCCCUCCCCCUCUCCGUCACGGUAUGCCAUUGUACUCGCAUUUGAAGUGGUUCUUUUGUUUUCUCUGUUUUUGUUUUUUAACUUAACAUUAUCUUGAACUUUGUUUGACAUGGCCGUAGUACAUGUUGUGUUUCUUUUAGAGAUUGUUGCAAUAAUUCUUGUGGAUGUGUGUGUGUGUGUGUGUGUGUGUGUGUUUUUAUUAAAUGUCAGGCUCAUUUCUAUUUUGUAACCUAUGGGCGGGGGGGGGGGGGGGGGGGGGGGGGGCGGGGGGGGGGGGGGGGGGGCGGGGUUGUUGUACAGUGAUAUUUAGUAUUCCUUGGAAGUGUUGCAACACUGCUGAUGAUAGUCAAGUGUUGAGUUGAUGGUAAAUCCAACGGGGGGCUCUAGAGGGCGAGUGGUCUUUCAUCCUCGUACUUGCCCCCCCCAAAAAAAACCCUCACCACUCCCCAGUCAGCAUGCAAAGCCUCACAUAGUACGUUGCUGGUUACAUCUUCUCUAUUCUGUUGUUGUCUUUGUUAUUUGAUUUGCUUAAUUUUCUCCUCUCGGUCAUUUGGGGCCUAAGCACAUGUGCAUUAGGGAGACGAUCUUCUUCUCGUUUUUUCUCCACUGAAAUCUUUUGGCUCCUCUGUUUUAUGAGACAGACUACUGAAACAUUCCACUGUUUGAGGGGAAUUUGGUGUUCUUACCCAUGCUUACACUGCUGUCUUAUCCGGCCUCGUCAGCACGGCGAUGGUGUCGCCACGCUCUUUUUCGACCUUUUCGCCACUCGUCCCACCAAAGAAUGAAACCGAUUGACCAUGUACAGCACAGCACAGUACAAGCAAUCCUCUCUACACACAACCAUUGCUAGAGCAGAUGGGCAAUAACUUCUUGGUCUUGUUGUUCUUUUUACCCCCCCCCCCCCCCCAUAACCCCUGCCUGUCUGUUUUUUUGGGAGCUUUGUUUUGCUUUCAUCACCCGACACACUUGGCUGAACGAUGAGUAAUUAUCUAACCUCUCUCUCCAAAAUUGUUUUGUAGGACAGUUUAUGUUUUAUGUUGUUCACGUCGUGUCGUAGCUUUAUCGGUGUUGUGCGGGGGGAAAAAAAAAAUGAAUUUGUAAAAGGAAAAAGAAAAAAAGUUUUGUUUUAUAUUAGCGUGCCAUGGGAUAGAAUGACCUGUUAGAAAUGAAUUAAUCAAAAAAGAAGAAGAAAAAAAAAAAAGCACCAACUAUACCUUUAAAAAACCACGGUCACCUGCGAAAAAUGAAUGUAAUAGGACGUGACCCUGCGACCCCGGAAACGGCUUCGCACCCUCUCCUCGGUGGGUGACCAUUUCAUUUGAUUUCUACUCUGUUGUGUGCACCAUGCAAUAAUUAUACACCUGAUCCGCAGCAAAAAAAAUAACAGAUAAUGCAAAAAUCACCUGUGUCCUCGUGAAUAGGGGGUUUGGAGAAUAACCACCGUUUUCUCAGAUGGGACAUCGAAUUCGGAGAAGCCCCAAGGAAGUAACUCGACGUCUAUGACACCUUCGACUGUCACACAACCGAUGUUGGAAUCAGAAAUGUGAGCAUCAACGUCGAUCGAGUGACCUUGCAAUUACCAAAAUGUUCUGCAGUAGAGUGUAAAACAUUGUUUUUGUGCUGUUGAGCUGAGCCUUCCCAUCGAGCGACUUUAUUAUUAAUAGCGCUGCCUUCUAGAAAGAAAAAGAAAAAAAACAAACAACAAUACCUCUAAAGCUUUAAGUUGACAUUAUUAAAAUGAGAGAAAAAUUAAUAAGGCAGCGUCUCGCUCUCUCUCUCACAACACACACACAUGCAAACCUGGCGUUCUUCUUAUUUAAUACGCUCAAAUCUUCCAAGUUUUGCUCACGACGCUCUCGCCUGAGGGUGACUGACAGACACCUCGCAACACAAACCAACCGUCAGAGUCAUUGUGGCAAAGUCACAGCUGCUUCCCAAAGUACCAAUAGGUGUAGGAGUAGGUGUAGAUGUGGAUUAAUCACGUGCUGAUAUGUAUUUUUUUUUGGGGGGGGGGGCUUCUUUUUUACCUUUGUUGGGGAGAUCUGUUCCUUUAUGCUGGCUAUUCCUUGGGGGAAUUCAGGGGGGGAGGUGGUCAAGGUUUGAUGCCAUCGCCGAUUACAGGGUGUCAGGCGAUGGCAAACGAAUGACGUCAACAACCAAAACCAAUUUGGCCGCUAUCCGUUUUAUCCGCUAAUUUCCCGAUUGCAUCUCCUCGAACGAGUAGACGAGUCGGUUAUUCUUGUAGUGUUUCAAAUCGAAUGGACGGAAUCUGAAAGUGGUAGACCAAAGUUACGUUCAAAUGCGGAUUCUUUUUUUUCUCCGUUGCCCGUUCACACUACGACAGUAUCCAUCUUGACCUCGAGGUCAUGGUCCGACUGAAGGCCGGUGUGGCUGAAGUGCGUCGACAAGAAGCGACGCACCAUCUUGAUUCACGCUUUGUCUGAAGACCUAAGAGAGCAUCAAACCCUGACCAGCUCUUGUGUCCAUUGCUGGUUGGUUCCUCGACGGUGUAAAAUCUCAUUCGUUGUCGAUAAAAAGCUAUCGUGUGCUGCAGUAUUUUCCUAAUAUAAUUCUCUGUUAACUGUCUUUUUCUUAUUUACUUUUUCUGUUUAUCGGGGUGUGAUGUCUCAUUAUUUCAAUCUGUUUGACGUAGCGUUCUAUGUAUACCCUCUUCCUUAGCCUAAUAUUAUUAAUAUUAUUAAGUAUGUUAUGAGGAUAUUUUACUGGCUUUAUAGAAUGUUUAAAUAACUAUAAUAACGACAAUAAGAAGAAGGAUUAAUUAAAAACCUCCUAACAAGUUGAGUACUUGCUACUAAGCGCUUGUGUUACCAUUAUGAUGUUGUGUGCUUCUCUUAAUCAUUUUCGUUGUAGAAAAAUGGAGUGGAUUUUAUUAUUAGGCUUCGGGAAAAAAAAAACUAAUGAUAGCAUUGUAAAUUUCACGGGAGGAAUUUCAACGGGCAAAAAGCGGCUUCGUCAAAUAGAAGAGUAUAGCUAUUUUAAUCGUCCUCUUUGACUAACUGUAGGGUGAGAAGGGGCUUGCGUUGUGGUGAACUAUGUUAUAGCUUGUUAUUCACUGUUACUUUUGAUCAUUUUUUCGGUCUCCGAGGUGAAUCGAGUUAUUAAUGAGAAUUUGUAUGCUCACAUAUGCAUAUUGUAUAUGUGUAGAAAUGUAAUCACACUUUGUCUUGGAUUUACAUUAAAACUGUUAAGUCACGGCA
Molecule: messenger RNA, 10023 nt
Organism: Scophthalmus maximus (turbot)
Lineage: Eukaryota; Metazoa; Chordata; Actinopteri; Pleuronectiformes; Scophthalmidae
Gene: hipk2
Product: homeodomain interacting protein kinase 2
Exons: 15
Coding region: 545-4309 (1254 amino acids)
Biological process (GO): intrinsic apoptotic signaling pathway in response to DNA damage by p53 class mediator; smoothened signaling pathway; positive regulation of transcription by RNA polymerase II
Cellular component (GO): nucleus; cytoplasm; PML body
Molecular function (GO): protein tyrosine kinase activity; ATP binding; transcription coactivator activity
Source: RefSeq, a predicted model, not a curated record